AUGGAGAAACUGUUUCCCAAGCAGGACCAUCCGAGCAUUCUACUCAUGGAUGGGGGCUCAGGCACGACGCUGGAGGACGAGCUCGGAUGCCAGCUGAAGAGCGAGGUAUGGUCAUCUGAGCUGCUGCUCAACCGACCCGAGACACUCGCAAGGCUCCAUCGAGCCUGGGAACACGCCGGCGCCCAAAUCAUCUCGACUGCCAGCUACCAAGCAACGCUCGAAGGCUUCAGAUCCCUGCUAUCUCGAUCUAAGGGCCAAACAGAGCACAAGAAUGGAAACGACGACAGUCUGCAGCUACUCCGUAGCUCCGUCGCCCUGGCACGCGGUGUGUUGGCCGGCAGCAGUACGCGAGUGGCGCUUUCGCUGGGUCCAUAUGGUGCAACCUUAAUCCCUGGACGGGAGUACAGCGGCUGCUACCCCCCGCCAUAUGAUAGCGAAGAGAGCCUGGUGAGCUUCCAUCUUGAUCGCUUGUUGGAUUACGCCAAACACCGCCCGACGUGGGAUCAGCUGGACAUCGUCCUUUUCGAAACGGUGCCGAACCUCACCGAGGCGCGUGCCAUCCGACGCGCCUGGAAGAAACUGGAACAGAUCCUCAUCGAACCACGACGAUCGACCGGAGGGGCCCCCGAGCUAUUCUCUAAACCCUGGGUGAUUAGCUUUGUUUUCCCAACACCUGACGGCCAGUUCCCGACUGGCGAAAGUGCAUCCGAGGUCUUGAAAGCCGCCUUGGAUGUUGAUGUCGAGCUAGCAGAACCCUCAGGGGUCGGGAUCAACUGCACCAAGCUUGAUAACCUCCAACCCAUUCUCCAAGCCUGGACCACACCGGAUACUCUGCCCAUCAACCACUCCAAAACUUGGCUCUGGCUCUAUCCCGACGGCGGACCCACCUACGACUCUGUCAACCGGUCUUGGACUGGCUCUCCAAUCACUCACCAAGAAUGGGCAAAUCAACUCUUCACUGUUGCUUCCAACUCUUCAGCCUCUUGGGCUGGUGUCGUCAUUGGCGGUUGCUGCAAAGCAGGAACGAUGCACAUUCGUGCCCUCCAUCACCUUCUCUCUUCAACAACCGGGAAAUGA
Molecule: messenger RNA, 1077 nt
Organism: Puccinia triticina
Lineage: Eukaryota; Fungi; Basidiomycota; Pucciniomycetes; Pucciniales; Pucciniaceae
Exons: 2
Coding region: 1-1077 (358 amino acids)
Biological process (GO): S-methylmethionine cycle
Molecular function (GO): S-adenosylmethionine-homocysteine S-methyltransferase activity
Source: RefSeq, a predicted model, not a curated record